ACGUUCAGACCUCAUUUCAACCCGAUUUCAACCAUAUUUCAACGUUGAAAUUACGUCUUGUGCUCACUGGGAUCCGCUGAUGAUGUAAAAGGAGCCGCAAACCAGGCACUGGCAGCAGGCGUAUCAGUGUUCCCCAUCGGGGUGGGGUCGGACUAUGACAGGAGUGAAAUUGCCAUACUCGUCACCAUGGAAACCAAGACAACACUCUGCACUUGAACAGCAUGGAUCAAUUACUGAUGUUGGAGACUCUGGACAACAGUUACACAGAGAAAAUCUGCAGAGCUGGUCCACCAGAACAGUGUGUUGAUGAUAAUGGAAAUGAGAGAAAGCCUGGUGAGUCAUGGCUGCUGGAGGACGGCUGCCACACUGCCCUGUGUCACCCCAGUGGGGCAGUGACAGUACAAAGCCACAAAGUCAGCUGUGACAAACUGGAGCCGCCGGCCUGCAAGAACAACAUGCCACCUGUCAGAGUCCAGGAGACCUGUGGCUGCCACUGGGAAUGCCCUUGCAUGUGUAUGGGCAGCUCCAUCAAUCACGUGGUGAGGUUUGAUGGCUUGGCACUUAGGCUGGAUGGGGAGGGUGUGUGCUCCUAUACACUUCUCACUGUCAGCGGAGGCAUCGGUGAAGGGUCAGAGGUGAAACUCCACAGUGGGCCAUGUCAGAACUCGGCGAAUUACUACCAGGUCUGCAUGAAAGCCAUAGAGGUGAUCCAUGGGCCACAUAAACUGCUGCUGAAGGAUGACAUGACGGCAGUGAUUGACAGGGAGGAACUCAGUCUGCCAUGGCGGUUUGCUGGCCUCGAGCUGGUGCGAUACAGAGGAGUGAUGCUGCAGCUCAAGUCCGACCACGGCUACGUCCUGACUUUCACUCCCCGCAGCAACGAGUUUACCAUCACACGGCAUAGCUCCUCCACCGCAGAGGACACCGCUGGACUCUGCGGGCCCUGUGGGGAGGAGAAGGGCAGCGUCUUGUUUUUAUGUAACGGAAGCUCAACCUCUGACCAGCCGGGCUUUGUCUCAGAUUGGACUGUUGCUGUAGACGAUGGUGUGUGUCUCCCAAAGCGCAGGGCCGUGUGUGUGCUUGGAGCAGCGAUGGGAUGUAAGGCCCUACGUUCGCAGGUAUUUGAGCCGUGCCAUGAUCACAUUCCUGUGCAGGUGUUCCUCGCUAAGUGUGAGGAGCAGGCAUGUGAGGAGUCAGAUGUGUGCGAGCUGGUUUCUGCCUACGCACGCCUCUGCAGACAGAGAGGUGUGUGUGUGGACUGGAGGAGCACUGACCUUUGCCCGUUACGAUUCCCGGGCUCCAUGGUGUAUGAUGCAUGUCGGACAGGGUGUGUGGAGGACUGUGGUAGCAUACAGACGUUGCUAGGCGACUGGUUGGUUGCCAGCGGCAACGAGUCAGCCUGUAUGGACACACCUACUGAGAGCUGUUUCUGUGCUAAAGGCACAGUUUUGCAUCACGGACAGUGUGUAUCGGCCGAAGCAUGCAGCCAGUGUGUCGACCAACAUGGACACGUGUAUCCGUACAUGCAGAGUUGGGUACCGGAUGAGAACCCAUGUUUGAUUUGCAUGUGUUUGGACCAACAAAACAUCAACUGCACUGCCCGGCCCUGCAAUGAUGUCAGAGCUCCAGUAUGUGGACCCUGUGAGAUCCUGAGAGAGAAGAGGGGUUCUCAGUGCUGCCCAGAGUAUGAGUGCGCGUGUGAUCUGGUGACUUGUGACCUGCCUGAAGUACCCCGCUGUGAAGACGGGCAAGCUGCGGUUCUGAAAAACCCUGGGGAAUGUCAACCUAUACACAAGUGCGUCUGCAAAAAAGGAGAGUGUUCUCUUGAACCUCCCGCCGCUUGUGCCGCACAUCGUCAACUGUCGGUGAAAAAAACAAAGUGCUGCAACGUGUUUGAAUGUGUGUGCAACUGCCAGAACUCUACCCACACCUGCCCUGUGGGGUUCAUCGCAUCCUCCUCUACCAACGACUGCGGCUGCACAGACACCACCUGCCUGCCAGACAAGGUGUGUGUGGUUGGUGGCGUGGCUCACCCAGUGGGGAGUGAAUGGGAGGAGGUGUGUCAGAAGUGCAGAUGCACCCAGUUGCAGGACAAAGAUACGUCACUGCACAUUGCUCAGUGCGCGCUACCCGUGUGUGAUCGUAACUGCCCUCAGGGCUCGACAUACACUCCAUUAAAAGGAGAAGUGCAUAACGGCCAUCUGUGUGGAGUCAAAGGGAGAGAUGCGAGGGGACACGCUGUUUGGGAAAACCCUCAGACGCGUGGGAGAGAUGUGGCCGUCUCCUCGUGACAAAUGUGUUUUACAUCAGUGUAUGAAAGUGAAAGACGAACUGUUCAUCUCUGCAACAAAGGUCAGCUGCUCUGUUAUGGAAACGCCUCUCUGCCCGUUGGGAACAGAGUUACGCUGCAACACCCAGGAUUGCUGCCCCAGCUGCCACUGCGGUAAACACAGACUCUCCAGUGGCAUUGCGAGUUAGAAGAGUGUUCUUCAACCGGCAUGCGCUGUAUCAUGAACUCACUAUCGACUGAGGUGCAGUCACAGCGUCCGUCCAGCAGAUGACUCUCUCCCAUAAAUGGCACCUCAGAGCCACUUAUCCUGACCUCACCUCACAAUGCCUGGGGUCUAAUGCUCUGUUCAACAAAUAGCAUUUUAAUUAUUGGUGCUUCUUUUCUCUCCACAGCCCCCAUGGAUGUCUGUGUCCUCAACCACCCUGUCAUAGGAGCAGGCGACAGGCUGAUGGUGGAUUUGUGCACGCACUGCGAGUGUAUCAUUGAAAAGG
Messenger RNA from Gasterosteus aculeatus aculeatus (three-spined stickleback), 2781 nucleotides. Lineage: Eukaryota; Metazoa; Chordata; Actinopteri; Perciformes; Gasterosteidae. The record is from RefSeq and is a predicted model, not a curated record.